AUGAAGGGAAGCUGUUCUAAAUGGAAACCAGUUAACAUAAUGAAGAAAGUAUUAUCUUUGCCUAUGAAAAAAAACAAGAACGAUAUAGGUUUGAAGUUAGAUGUUUCUUAUAUCCUAUUUAAUCUAAUAGUUUGCUCAUACCCGGUAAGUACAUAUCCAAAACUACUCUAUAGGAAUAGCCUAGAUGACUUACUAUUGUUCUUGACGGUAUAUCAUGGUAAGGGAAAUUUUAGGAUUUUUAACUUCAGAGCUGAGAAAGAAGAUGGUGAUUAUAAAGACAAAGACCUGAUUGACAUCACUACUAAAUAUGAGAACAGAGAUUUUGAAAUUCAAGAACUUCGUUCAACUCUCAUUAAUGAUGGAAAGAUACCGAUAUCGCCUAUUGACCUUGAAACGGGAACAUUGGUGGAAGAAGACACCGAUAGUAUUAUUUGCGAAAGGAUUGGUUGGUUGGAUCAUUUUCCGCCGCCAUUUGACUUACUGGAAAAUAUUGUAGACACUAUAGAGAAUUACUUGUCCGCCUCGAAGAAUAGAGUAGCUGUUUUACAUUGUCGAAUGGGCAAAGGCCGAUCCGGUAUGAUUACCAUAGCAUAUCUCAUGAAAUACUUGCAAUGUCCUCUUGGAGAAGCAAGGCUGAUAUUUAUGCAGGCUAGGUUCAAAUACGGGAUGACAAAUGGUGUCACGAUACCGUCUCAAUUAAGAUAUUUGAGGUACCACGAGUUUUUCAUCACCCAUGAGAAAGCAGUCCAAGAAGGAAUUUCCAAUGAGGCAGUAAAAUUUAAGUUCAAAUUUAGACUUGCUAAAAUUACAUUUCUCCACCCAUCAAGCUUAAUAUCAUCUGGCUCGGCUAUUGUAACAACUAAGAUCCAGCACUACAACGAUGAUAGAGAUAUUUUAGUAACCCGAAAAGCACUAUAUUCGGAUAUUAUGGUACAUGAAAGCAAUGGAAACAUGGUUUUUAUUUUUGAUAGGGACUACCUGAUCCUUGAAAACGAUCUUCGGAUCGAAUUUACUCUGGGCACUAACAAGUCUAAAGCCGCCAGUAACAUAAUAUCAUGGACAUCGUACGCAAGCUGUUGGUUGAAUAUUUACCUCGAAACUUUAAUCCACAUAAUUAAGGAUGAUUCUUCACCAGAUUACUUUCUAGUAGAAAAGUUAAAUAAGGAAGAAACGCUUCAUACAACUAUAAGCUGGCAAGAGUUAGAUGGUUUUGGGGAACUUAGCACUCACGGUUUGAAAUUAUUUCAGGCAUUGAGAUUAGAAUGGGAAACUAUAUAA
This is a messenger RNA of Saccharomyces mikatae IFO 1815, 1278 nucleotides long. It is a transcript of the gene TEP1, whose product is annotated as putative phosphatidylinositol-3,4,5-trisphosphate 3-phosphatase. Gene Ontology annotation, molecular function: protein tyrosine/serine/threonine phosphatase activity; protein tyrosine phosphatase activity; phosphatidylinositol-3,4,5-trisphosphate 3-phosphatase activity. The record is from RefSeq and is a predicted model, not a curated record. The coding region runs from base 1 to 1278 and encodes 425 amino acids. Lineage: Eukaryota; Fungi; Ascomycota; Saccharomycetes; Saccharomycetales; Saccharomycetaceae. Gene Ontology annotation, biological process: cell motility; negative regulation of cell population proliferation; phosphatidylinositol 3-kinase/protein kinase B signal transduction. Gene Ontology annotation, cellular component: cell projection; cytosol; plasma membrane. The transcript has a single exon.